AUGGAGGCGACGACCAUGCGCCGCCAAGGGUCUGGCCGCGGGCUGCUGCUGCUGCGUUUGGAACCUACGGGUUGGCGAGAAGGGGAAAGUGACGGAUUAGAGAACAACAAACAGAUGACGCAGCAGCCGCAAGACUCGGAUAAGCUGCGCACGCAGCUGCGCCCGCUGACGGUGGCUGCAGAAAGAAAGAGCGCGGGGUAG
Messenger RNA from Eimeria necatrix, 201 nucleotides. RefSeq lists its product as hypothetical. NCBI's taxonomy places the organism in Eukaryota, Apicomplexa, Conoidasida, Eucoccidiorida, Eimeriidae. The coding region runs from base 1 to 201 and encodes 66 amino acids. The record is from RefSeq and is a predicted model, not a curated record. The transcript has 2 exons.